Messenger RNA from Saitoella complicata NRRL Y-17804, 1987 nucleotides. RefSeq lists its product as uncharacterized. The coding region runs from base 74 to 1987 and encodes 637 amino acids. Gene Ontology annotation, cellular component: plasma membrane. The record is from RefSeq and is a predicted model, not a curated record. Gene Ontology annotation, molecular function: myosin binding. Gene Ontology annotation, biological process: cell-cell adhesion. The transcript has 4 exons. Lineage: Eukaryota; Fungi; Ascomycota; Saitoellomycetes; Saitoellales; Saitoellaceae.
CGAACAUCUUCUACAUACAAUCAUCCAUUUCCUUUGCUUCUUUGCUAAUGAAACCUCGAUAAACGGUCUCUUUAUGUCUGAAGGCCUGAUCCACGAAGGACCUCUGGCUGAUUACUUUGAGGCCGUCGGCUCAGGAGAGGCAGCUGCGAAUUGGGGCGUUGAGGAGUCACCAAGGUUUGAGAAUAAACCGAGUUUUGCGCCGAGCUUUGUACGGAGAAUCAGUUCGGGGCGGGUGAGGCAGUUGCAUACAAGUGAUGCGGCGUCGACACGGAGGGCACGAUUUCAGGCUCUCUUCACGACCGCACUCAAACCACGCCUCCCACGAACCGAAACCUCCCGCUUCCUCGAACGCUUCCGCUACGUAAUCUGUACAUCCCAGCUCCUUGGCGAUAACGUCUCCAUAUCCCUCUACGCAGAGCAAAUCACUUUCGACCACCACAAGGAUGAACUAGACGAGGAAUGGAUCAAUAUCACGAAGAAAGCUGGGAGUAUACGGUAUUGGAGUGGGAGUGGUGGGUGUGUUUUUGUGGUUGUGUUGCUGUUUGCGUGGAGUUUGAGAGGGAAUGGGAGGUGGACUGAUGGGAGGACGAGGGUUGCGGCGGCGGUGACGCUUUCGGUGCUGGUUUGGUUGUAUUGGUUUGCACAUGCCCGUCGGCGAUAUACUCGAAUAUUGCGAAUACGGGCUUUGGACCUCACCUCCCGGCUUGUACAACAGUCUCAAGCUUUCGAUGUGUCUGUUAACAAAUUACUCUCAAGAAUACAAGAGGUUGAACUGGUAUCCCGAGGAUACCGCCUUUCUUCGCCCUUACCUCCGAUCGCUCGCCUCGAAUUGCAUACAAGAUCACGACGCUGCGCACUGCUCAGAUCAACCCUCGCAGCUUCCAUGGCCCUCGCUGCCUCAGCGCACGGUCGAGCGUAUGCUGCAUUGAAGGAGCUGGCGCAGCCGCAAGAUCUCUAUGCGCUGCGCGACAUGUUCAACAUCCCCGACUACGAAGAAUCCGAGGCAGGUGACGAGGCGGAAAGCGUGCGGACGGUGGAUGACCCUGAGAGUCUAACCGCGCUUAAAGCAGCCUUCCAUAAAAUGCACCUUCGCCGACGGGAAGGUCUUUGCUGUUUGCUCGCAGUGGACGCUGGUGAUGCGGACGAACGACCGAGGUGGAAGGCUCUGUGCGAGCAGGUGAAGGUCUUGGGCGAUCUGAUGGAGCAGUUGAACGGGGAGAUGAGACGCGCUAUCGAUGAAGAUGAGCGUCGACUUGAUAUUCCAUUGACGCCGUUGUUGGGAUCGUCCGGUAAUGGAGACCGGCUCAAGACGCACAUUCGUGGGAUCAGCUCCCUUUCGCAUACACUAAGAAGCGUGACCGCAAAAAUGCAUAUCGUACGUGAAGAUUCGGCGCGAUUGUUGCAAGGUAAUCCGGAACCAGAAUCCCAGGAGGAGCUCUUGUCACAAUACGACUCGAUUGGCCAAGACCUGCGAUCCUUGAUGGCGGACUGGGAAAAGGGCCGGUCAUCUCUGACGAACUUGUUCAGCAAGUCCUCGCUGCAAUCGCCUACUCUUGAACCAGCAAGUCCGUCUGGAAGCAUGCCGGGGUUGAGCGUCAGCAACACUACGGAGACCGAAGAAGUAGCACCUACACUCCGUGUGAACCGAUCACCAAGGCCGAGACCGGAUAGUUGGAUGAUCUCUGUCGGGGCCCCCUCACCUCUAGGUCUCUACACCGAAGACAACGACAAAGAAAAAGUCUUCGAAGCCAUCGCAGAAGAUCCGCGUCAAAAACCUCGCGAAGGACCCCGUCCAACCCGAGCAGAACGCAUCGAGCAAAUGAAGAAAGACCGCGAAGCAGCAGAAAUUCAGAAGAAAGACCGAGAGGUUGGAAAGAACGUUGUCCUAGAAUUAAAGGACGUUUUGGACCUGCGAGGCCGCCGGCGGCCGUCGGCGAGACGAGGUCCUUCGGGGUUGGGCAUUGAGAUUACGAAUGCUAAUGUGUAA